Molecule: messenger RNA, 321 nt
Organism: Chanos chanos (milkfish)
Lineage: Eukaryota; Metazoa; Chordata; Actinopteri; Gonorynchiformes; Chanidae
Gene: cartl
Product: cocaine- and amphetamine-regulated transcript-like
Exons: 3
Coding region: 1-321 (106 amino acids)
Biological process (GO): G protein-coupled receptor signaling pathway; negative regulation of appetite; cellular response to starvation
Molecular function (GO): neuropeptide hormone activity
Source: RefSeq, a predicted model, not a curated record
AUGGAGAGCUCAGGGAUGCUGUAUGGCCUGAUGUGCAUCAGCCUCCUCACAGUUAUCUGCACCGGACAGGUCUCACAGGAAAUAUCCUCAGAGAAUGUCGCUUCACAAAAUUCAGAGAUGUCCACUGAGAGAGAACUUAUCGAAGCCAUGGAAGCCCUUCUGGGGAAGUAUCCGGAGCGCCCGCAUGCUGAGGAGAAGCGAGGGAUUCCAACUUGUCUAACUGGCUCUCGUUGUGCUGUGAGACUGGGUCCUCGCAUUGGGAAACUGUGUGAGUGUGGCAGAGGAAGCAACUGUAACUCAUUCCUCCUUAAGUGCAUCUAA